Molecule: messenger RNA, 2277 nt
Organism: Blastocystis hominis
Lineage: Eukaryota; Bigyra; Opalinata; Blastocystidae
Exons: 3
Coding region: 1-2277 (758 amino acids)
Source: RefSeq, a predicted model, not a curated record
AUGACUUAUUUUUCCUAUAUCUGUAUAUUCACAAUAAUCUGUUGCAUUAUAACUACUGGAUCAGCAGCAAGUUUAUAUACUGAAAACGCAGUAAAUGAAGAAAACUAUAAUUCUGCUGUAGACCACACUUCCAUAGAAAAUUCGGAUUUUUCAAAGUUUUAUGUACGAGAUAAGUUACGUAGUCUGAAUUUGGCUAACUUGGAUUUGAGUGAUAGUAGUGCAAAUAAUAAGAUUUCAAGGAGUAAAGAAAAUAGCUUACAUGGUUUAAAUAAUGAAAAUACGGCCAAAGAGGUGAAUGAGUAUACAGAUUUGAGUAUACCUUCUAUAGCUCUAUCUCGUGAUACAGAACGUAAGCUUCAGGAUCAUAAAGCACACAGUAAGGUUGUGAAGCAUAGUGUUAUAUUACCUCUUGUUGAAGCUUAUUAUCCUAAGACUAAAGCUGAGGCAGAGGAAGGUUCAGCCAAACUGAGCUCUACUGAUGUUAGUUCAAAUGGUCCUAAAGAUAUAACUACUGAUGGAGUUGCUAAUACUAAUGUAACCUUCACGACGAAAUUACAUAACGACACUGAAAACAAGGAAGCUGUGGAACAAAAAGAGGAAAAGAAAGAAGCUGUGGAAGAGAAUGAAGAAAAGAAAGAAGCUAUAGAAGAGAAUGAAGAAAAGAAAGAAGCUGUGGAAGAGAAUGAAGAAAAGAAAGAAGUUGUGGAAGACAAUGAAGAAAAGAAAGAAGCUGUAGAAGAAAAUGAAGAAAAGAAAGAAGCUGUGGAAGAGAAUGAAGAAAAGAAAGAAGCUGUGGAAGACAAUGAAGAAAAGAAAGAAGCUGUGGAAGAGAAUGAAGAAAAGAAAGAAGUUGUGGAAGACAAAGAAGAAAAGAAAGAAGCUGUGGAAGAAAAUGAAGAAAAGAAAGAAGCUGUGGAAGACAAUGAAGAAAAGAAAGAAGCUGUGGAAGAAAACGAAGAAAAGAAAGAAGCUGUGGAAGAGAAUGAAGAAAAGAAAGAAGCUGUGGAAGAGAAUGAAGAAAAGAAAGAAGCUGUGGAAGAGAAUGAAGAAAAGAAAGAAGCUGUAGAAGAAAAUGAAGAAAAGAAAGAAGCUGUGGAAGAAAACGAAGAAAAGAAAGAAGCUGUGGAAGAAAACGAAGAAAAGAAAGAAGCUGUGGAAGAAAAUGAAGAAAAGAAAGAAGCUGUAGAAGAGAAUGAAGAAAAGAAAGAAGCUGUGGAAGACAAAGAAGAAAAGAAAGAAGCUGUGGAAGAAAAUGAAGAAAAGAAAGAAGCUGUGGAAGAAAACGAAGAAAAGAAAGAAGCUGUGGAAGACAAAGAAGAAAAGAAAGAAGCUGUGGAAGACAAAGAAGAAAAGAAAGAAGCUGUGGAAGAAAAUGAAGAAAAGAAAGAAGCUGUGGAAGAAAACGAAGAAAAGAAAGAAGCUGUGGAAGACAAAGAAGAAAAGAAAGAAGCUGUAGAAGAGAAUGAAGAAAAGAAAGAAGUUGUGGAAGACAAUGAAGAAAAGAAAGACAGUCAAGUGAUGGAACAAAUCACUAGCACUAACAAGAGUCAAAAGAGGCGAAAAAUCCAUAAAAGAAAGUCUUCUCAAAUAAACCAAAUGGUUGUCUCACCAACAACUCAAGAUAUGAAUCAAUCUUCUACUAAGGAACCUAAUACUAACAAGGAUAGUUUAUAUAUCGAUAAUUUAAAAUUGGAUAAUAUUAAUAAUAUUGCUCUAAUUAACACUAGUUCUCCCCAAAGUACUGAGGUGCAUCCUUCCUCCACAGCAUUACCUGUCAUGCCCGAUGCAGUAUUGCUAUCGAAUAAAGAUAAGGAACAACAUAAGCAAAUCGAAGCCAUCGUUUCAAAAUCCAAUUCUGUUCCUGAGUCUAUUGCUAAGGAUGCCGUGGACCCUGGAAAACCUGAUGAGAUGUCAAGCCCAUCUAUGAAUUCAGAUUUAUCUCAUCGGUCUCGUGAUCCAGUCCAUCAUCCAGAAUACCCCUAUGAUAGACCGUAUCAUCUUCGUUCAAGUGAGGGAUAUCGAGGCAGACUACGCUUCAAUGCGAAGAUUAUACGAAAGAAUAUUAUAGAAGUACAAAUUUCUAGUCAUCAGGACGUUUCCUGUUAUAUUAUUGGUCGUUCAGGCCAACGUUCACCCAAGACCACUAUCUAUUCUACAAAGGGGCGUACUCGCCAUAUUCACCUAUCUUCUUGGUUUACUCCUUAUCAGGUAGAAUGUGGAGACAAUGAUGUCUGUACGGUUACAGAGAGGGGCUUGAUGAGUAGAUGGAUGGCAUAG